This is a messenger RNA of Amphibalanus amphitrite, 3020 nucleotides long. RefSeq names its product potassium voltage-gated channel protein Shaw-like. The transcript is spliced from 11 exons. The coding region runs from base 500 to 2605 and encodes 701 amino acids. The record is from RefSeq and is a predicted model, not a curated record. Gene Ontology annotation, biological process: potassium ion transmembrane transport; protein homooligomerization. Gene Ontology annotation, cellular component: axon; neuronal cell body membrane; voltage-gated potassium channel complex. NCBI's taxonomy places the organism in Eukaryota, Metazoa, Arthropoda, Thecostraca, Balanomorpha, Balanidae. Gene Ontology annotation, molecular function: protein binding; delayed rectifier potassium channel activity.
AGUUUGAUAAUGCACAUAUGUAGGAUGUGGGCUGGCGCGUCGAAUCGACAUUAUGAAUAGACAUUCUGACAUCAUGACUAAGCCUCGACCAGAGAAAGAGGUCACAAGUGGAAGGGUCAACGGCCAUUUGGGUGAAGCCAAAGGCAACAACAUGCGGUUUUUCCACAAGGUUCCAGCCAAAUAAGAUGCGAACCGGCCGAGAGUAGUCGCUGACGAAUGACGAUGUUCGACGCCGCUGGCACCCCAUGACUCGUCUUCUUUCCAAUGACAAGACCACGACAGUCCGACCUCUUCACAGGUACUGACCGGCCAGGACGCCGGCUCCAGCCUGCCGCUGGUGUCUUCUGUGGACUGAGGGGCCGCCAUCUCGCACGCCGGGUGUAUGCGGGACGGUGUACCGGCCGGCCGGUGACCCAGCCCGGCCUAUAGCGCCCAGUGGCUCCGCGUGAACAGCGACCGCCGCUCCAUGUGACGUCACAGGCGGCCGGUGACGUCAUCCAUGGACGGCGAGAACCGAAUCCUGCUCAAUGUGGGCGGCAUCCGGUUCGAGACGUACAAGGCCACGCUGAAGAAGAUCCCGGCCACGCGGUUGUCCCGGCUGACCGAGGCGCUCGCCAACUUCGACCCCGUGCUCAACGAGUUCUUCUUCGACCGGCACCCGGGCGUGUUCGCUCAGAUCCUCAACUAUUACCGGACGGGGAAGCUGCACUAUCCGACCAAUGUGUGCGGUCCACUGUUCGAGGAGGAGCUGGAGUUCUGGGGCCUCGACUCGAACCAGGUGGAGCCCUGCUGCUGGAUGACCUACACCAAACACAGGGACACUCAGACGACGCUGGCCAUUCUGGACAAGCUGGACCUGGACUCUGAGCGUCCCUCCGAGGAGGAGGUGGCCAGGAAGUUCGGCUUCGAGGAGGACUACCUCAGCGGCAACCUCUCCUGCUGGCAGAAGGUCAAGCCGAAAAUAUGGAGUCUCUUCGACGAGCCCUACUCCUGCUCCGCUGCCAAGGUGGUGGCUGUGAUAUCGGUGUUUUUCAUUGUGGUCUCCAUCCUGUCGUUCUGCCUGAAGACGCACCCCAACAUGCGCGUGCCCGUGAUCCGUAACGUCACCACCAUGGACGGCAACCGGAGCGCCGUCUGGACGCUGGACAAGAGCCGCACCGACCCGCACCGCGCCUUCCUCUACGUCGAGCUCGCCUGCAACGUCUGGUUCACAUUCGAGAUCAUCAUCCGCUUCAUCGUCAGUCCCGUCAAGCUCGACUUCAUCAAGUCGCCGGUCAACAUCAUCGACUUCAUCGCCACGCUCAGCUUCUACACGGACAUGCUGACUGACUACCUACUGGUGAAGUUCCGCAGGGACCUCACCAACGCCGACAUCCUAGAGUUUUUCAGCAUCAUCCGCAUCCUGCGGCUCUUCAAGCUGACCCGGCACUCGCCCGGACUGAAGAUCCUCAUCCACACGUUCAAAGCCAGUGCCAAAGAGCUCACCCUCCUCGUCUUCUUCCUCAUACUCGGCAUCGUCAUCUUCGCGUCGCUGGUCUACUACGCCGAGCGACUGCAGGCCAACCCGUACAACGACUUCAAGAGCAUCCCGGAGGGCCUGUGGUGGGCCAUCGUCACCAUGACCACCGUCGGCUACGGCGACAUGGUGCCCAAGACGUACGUGGGGAUGCUGGUGGGCGCGCUGUGCGCCAUCGCCGGCGUGCUCACCAUCUCGCUGCCCGUGCCCGUCAUCGUCUCCAACUUCUCCAACGUCUACUCCCACACACAGGCCCGCUCCAAGCUGCCCAAGAAGCGGCGGCGCGUCCUGCCCGUGGAGAACACGAGGCGCGGCCUGCGCCGGGACCAGCCGGGCAUCCAGCGGCGCAUGAACGUCAUCAAACACCACCCACCGCCGCCGCCGGUAGCCGCCAAGGCCGCCCACGAGCUGCACACCUCUCCGGUGAACGGUGCUCCCGGGGUGUCGGUGCCGUGCCGCGGACUCGGCGGCGGCCUCCGCUCCCCUCCAGUGCUGCAGGCGCGCCCUCCAGCCGGUGUCGACCUUAUCCUGGCGGCCAACAAACCAGGAACGAUGGGCACCGGUGUGCGGCUGCUGGAGCGAGGGCCCACGGCAACAGUGGGGUCACAGACACUCCCGCAGGGGACGGUCGGUAUCACACUAGGGGAGACGAGCUCAGCGCUCCUCACGGCACCGGUCGAACUGCAGUCCGCUCUCCUGGCAAUGGCCGCCGGAAGCCGGCCUCCCGCUGCCGCUGCUGCUGCGGACUCGGCGGCCGGGACCAGCUCGGGGACGGCUGAUGCUGCUGUCAGCUGCCGACGACCGUCUGUCAGCAGCGGCAGCAGUACGAGCAGCAGUACCACCACCAGCAGCAGUGGCAGUACGAGCAGCAGCAGCAGCAGCAGGGGCAGCGGCAGCAGCAGCAGCGCGGGGAGCGACAGCGCAGCCGGUGGCGCCGGCCGCAGCAUCAGAAACGAACGAGCAGGCAACGAACAAGCGGCCUCCGGCACGGACACCUCCUAUAUGCUGCUGACCGCGGCCGACGAGCCCAGCCUGUCGCGUCACCAGCUGGACCGGGCCAUCGCCUCGCUGCCCAGCGUGGCGCUAUGACACGCCGAGACCUGUGAACUGUGAGCGUACGGCGAGACUCCGCCGAGACCCUUCCACCGCGCGGCCCUAGGCCGGGCGCCCCCGAACCCCACCCGGCGCGGCCCUGUGACAAUGUCCUCAGAACCAGUGUCGUAUCCGCGUGUGACGGCAGCGGGUCACUCUAACCCGGUCAGCGCUGUUCACUGGCUGGUUAUGACUGGUGUCGACGCGACCUCUCUGACGCUCGGCAAAUGUCACCCGAGGCCGGUGACGCUCAGCGCUGUGACCUUCUCCGUGAGCUGGGGCAACUCACUUACCGUGGUGAUUGCGGACGCCCACUCAAACUAUACCAGCCAGGAGUGCACCAUGUCGCACAAAUGGUAUAUUGAAAUAAUAAAGUAUAUCGUGUACAGGGUAGUCGGUUUUCUGCUGUCGU